This is a messenger RNA of Rhineura floridana, 3408 nucleotides long. It is a transcript of the gene KMO, whose product is annotated as kynurenine 3-monooxygenase. Gene Ontology annotation, cellular component: mitochondrial outer membrane. The transcript has 16 exons. Lineage: Eukaryota; Metazoa; Chordata; Lepidosauria; Squamata; Rhineuridae. The coding region runs from base 1521 to 2951 and encodes 476 amino acids. Gene Ontology annotation, biological process: quinolinate biosynthetic process; L-tryptophan catabolic process; NAD+ metabolic process. Gene Ontology annotation, molecular function: FAD binding; NAD(P)H oxidase H2O2-forming activity; kynurenine 3-monooxygenase activity. The record is from RefSeq and is a predicted model, not a curated record.
GGGCAUUUUCCUUUUGUCCAGCUGUGGGAGACUUUCAGAUCUUUAAGCAGCAGGGACAGAUGAAACUAACUGGUCUGUUUAAGGUUUAACAGAGCGCUGUGCUAUUCAAGGUAAUUUAUUCAAUGCUUGAUAAAUUAACACUGUGAAGUUUGUGGGGUGGAAGAAAUGCUUGAUCAUAUACUACAAGGAUCGUUUGAGACACAGGGAUAAGAAUGAGCCUCUGCUCUGCAAACUGAAUAACUUGGGCAUUAUACAUUUAUCUUUGAGGAUUGUCUUUAAGGACAAAAAUCCAUGGGGGUCAAAUGCCAGUGAUUUUGUGGAAGCUCUUAUGAGAUACUCAUAAGAGGGAGUAUCUCUGGGAGGAAGGGUGGGAUAUAAAUAAAAUAAAUACUAGACUUAAUGAACAGUUGUAAUUAAGAAGUAUUAUAUUAUAGUCAGUAGAUGACAACAAGAGAGCCUUGUAAUGCCAUUUAAGGCCCAAGAAGAAGGUUGAUGUAGGAUUAUACAUUAGCAGCAUAAAAUUUAAAAAAUUCAACAGGUGGUGUUUCUCAUUCUAGAUAAUCCACCAGCGGCUUGGAUGGGAGCUUAACUGGCUUACGAUUAAAAUUGUGAAAUUAAAAUUUUAGUAAUUAUAUGAAAUAAUGUGUAUGAGAGAGAGAAAGAGACAGAGUGUGUAGCAUAAUUGUUUGUAUGUAAAAUUGUAUCCUCCUAUUUAUUUAUUUAUUUAUAUCCUGCUCCUCCUCCCAGAAGGAGUCCAAGGUGACAAACAAAAGCACUGAAAGCACUUUAAAACAUCUUAAAAACAAAGACUUUAAAAUAUAUUUUAAAAAAAACAUAUGAAAAAAUAUUUAAAAGCAAUUCCAGCACAGACACAGCCUAGGAUAAGGUCUCUACUUAAAAUGCUUGUUGAAAGAGGAAGGUCUUCAGUAGGCGCCAAAAUUUUAUUUAUUUAUUUAUUGAAUUUCUAUACCGCCCCAUAGCCGAAGCUCUCUGGGCGGUUCACAACAGAAUAAAACAACCAAUAUACAAUUUAAAACCUCAUAUAAAAUUAAAAGCACUCAAAAAAAUACAACGGUGAACUGUUAAAAUACUAAAAUACUAUAAGUAUGACGUGUAAAUACAAGAUGUUAUGAUGUAAAAAAGAUUAACUGAUUAAAAAGAUUAACGUAAUUAAAAUGUGCUUAAAAUGCCUGGGAGAAGAGGUACGUUUUAACCUGGUGCCGAAAAGAUAUUAACGUUGGCACCAGGCGUAUUUCAAGGGGGAUAGAUAACAGAUAAAAGAUAACAGAUGACGUCUGUCUAGUAUUUAAGGGAGGGAAUUCCAAAGGAUAGGUGCCACAACACCCAACCUCCUGAUAAGAUGUUAUCUGCAGGAAUCCUGCAGAGCUCAGAAGUGUUCUAUUUGUGCUGAUCAUUGGGCUGUAGAGCCUGCCUUCUUCCUCUCCCCUGCAAACAUUUUCUGUUGAGCAGGAAAAAUUUACACACUCCCUCUGCCUGGAGAAAGAAGAGACAUUUAAGUCAUGGAUCUUUUGGACACACAGAGAAAAAAAGUGGCUAUUAUUGGAGGAGGCUUGGUGGGUUCUUUAAAUGCUUGUUUCUUUGCAAGAAGGGGGUUCUUAGUGGAAAUUUAUGAAACCAGACCAGAUAUUCGUGGUUCCAAUGCAGCUCGCGGCAGAAGCAUUAAUUUGGCUCUGUCUCACAGGGGACGGCAAGCUCUCAAGGCUGUUGGGAUGGAAGAUCAGAUUGUGUCUAAAGGUAUACCCAUGAGGGCAAGGAGGAUUCAUACACUCUCAGGCAAACAAUAUUCAAUUCCCUAUGGGACAAAAAGCCAGUAUAUUCUGUCUGUGGAUAGAGCAAAUUUAAACAAGGAACUGCUAACUGCUGCUGAGAAAUAUCCCAAUAGUAAAUUAUACUUUGGACACAAACUACUUCACUGCAAUGCUGAACUGGGAACACUGACCUUUUCAGGAUCAGACCAGAUGUCAAAAGAGGUUACUUGCGACCUGAUUGUUGGCUGUGAUGGAGCCUUUUCUACAGUUAGGAAGCAGCUCAUGAGACAAACACGUUUUAACUACAGCCAAGUAUAUAUUCCUCAUGGAUACAUGGAACUAAAAAUACCCCCAAAGAAUGGAAAUUUUGCAAUGGAACCAAAUUAUCUUCACAUUUGGCCCAGGAACACGUUCAUGAUGAUUGCACUGCCAAACCUGGAUAAGUCAUUCACUUGCACUCUAUUCAUGCCUUUUGAUGAUUUUGAAAAGCUCACAACAGGACAGCAAGUGCUGGAUUUCUUCAAAACGUACUUUCCAGACUCAAUUUCUCUGAUAGGAAAGCAAGAACUGAUGCGAGAUUACUUUUUGUUACCAGCCCAGGCCAUGGUAUCUGUGAAAUGCUCAUCAUAUCACAUUGUCUCUCACUGUGUGCUGAUGGGGGAUGCUGCACAUGCAGUUGUACCCUUCUAUGGACAAGGCAUGAAUGCUGGAUUUGAAGACUGUCUGGUUUUUGAUGAGUUAAUGAGCCAGUUUCAAAAUGAUCUGUGUAUUUGUCUUCCAGAGUUCUCAAGGCUGAGAGUACCAGAUGACCAUGCAAUCUCAGAUUUAGCCAUGUAUAAUUAUAUAGAGAUGCGGGAGCAUGUUAAUUCAAAGUGGUUCAUCUUCCGAAAGCACAUAGACAACCUUCUUCAUGCGCUCUUUCCCUCCACCUUCAUCCCUCUGUACUCUAUGGUAACAUUCUCCAGAAUUCGAUAUCAUGAAGCUGUGCAAAGAUGGAAAUGGCAGGAUAAGGUAAUUAAUAGAGGUCUCUUCCUCACUGUGGCAGCAGCAGCACUGAGUGGCAUCUAUCUGCUCAGAAAUGACAUUAAGCCAAAAUUUGACUUCUGUUUAGAGAACCUGUGGAGAUUGAAACUUGGCCUCAGAAAAUUUGGAAAUAUACCACUUGUUACACAAGACUGUUAAAAAUAAGAGAGAUAGAAAGAUAUCUUCAAGGUCUCAAGUUCACCCGUGCUUGGAAAGUCAGAUCUCCAAAGUAUUCCAGAAGUAGUCAUUGAGCUUAGUAACGCUGGAUCCAAGUGUUACAAUCCCUUCCAUGUUGAACCCAAUAGGGCAUUUAUCAUACAUUUCAGUAGCAUUUUGUCAUCUUCCUAAGGAAUUGGUUAUGUGCCGUAUGAGUUUGAUGGCCUAUAAGAUCUCUGCCAAAGGUUUCUGACUGUUAAAGGAACAUUAGGGUCAACUUUUACACACAGGAAGACAUGUGUAAACCAACUGCAUUCUGAUCUUUUGUUCAACUUGCAAUAGAUCUGUAUCCAAUUUUUUUGAAGUGCUUUCCAAAUUAUUAAGUGAACACUUGAAUUAUAAUGUCACAGAGAAUCAGUGCUGUAACAGAAUCAGCAAUAUACCUGGUAUAUAAAAUUCA